Molecule: messenger RNA, 1963 nt
Organism: Prosopis cineraria
Lineage: Eukaryota; Viridiplantae; Streptophyta; Magnoliopsida; Fabales; Fabaceae
Exons: 3
Coding region: 414-1454 (346 amino acids)
Source: RefSeq, a predicted model, not a curated record
CGCAGGAGCAAGAAGAAUCCAACGCAAUGCAUAUAAUUGAAGUAGAAGACGAAGGGAAUGGUUGCACAAAAAAGCCAAAUUCUUGUUGAAGCUUUACAGAAGAAGACUCUCUUUUCCUUCACCAAAAUCUCACACUGGCGUUGCAUUCAUUCAUUCAUUCGUCUUUUUUGCUUCAUUUUAGUUCUCUCUGUCAAAACUAAGUCUUUCCCUGCCCUAAUUUCUGUAUUCGAACAAUUUUUCCUCUCUGGUGUUGUGCCCGAUUCGUUUCUCUUUCCCUCACCGGUUAAUUUGCGCGAUUGUGCAUGUGAGAUUCCCAGUUUCUUAUCGCAGAUCUUGGUGUCGGUGUCUGUGGUAGAGGUAACGGCAGUUGGGAUUCUGCGAAAGAAGGGUUAGGUGACGGUCGAUCGGCGAACAUGUCUCCGUCUAAUUAUUUGCAGAAUGGAAGUGGAUGCGGAGGUAACGGACGCAAUUGGAUUGAGCAUCCGGUUUCCAAAUUGGACACUCUCGCCGGCGUGGCCAUCAAGUACGGUGUCGAGGUGGCUGAUAUCAAAAGGAUGAAUGGACUAGCCACAGAUCUUCAAAUGUUUGCACUGAAGACUCUGCGUAUACCACUGCCAGGAAGACAUCCACCCUCUCAUAGUCCUCCCAAUGGAGCUGCCAAUUCUGGAGACUACAGUCCUGAAAAGAGACGUCCACAUUCAGUUCGAUCUAGUACACAGGAGCCUUUCCAGUCCUUAAGAUUGAAAGCAACCCGGGAGAAGACUUCUUCGGCUAUGGCUAAUCUACAAGCAUACUAUGGACUCAAAUCUUCAAAUCCAAGGAGCCAAAAUGUAGAAACCGAAAUGGUUGUUUAUAGAUCUGCUAGUGGAGAUGAGCUCAGAGAUGAUUGGCUCCCCAAAGCCUCUCCAGUUUCAGAGAUGCCAUCAAACCAAAAUCACAAGUCAAGAAAUUUUGAAUAUGAUUUGCUGAUUGGGGAUCGAGGAGCGACUCAGUAUCAUGUAGAGAUUGAGGAUGGGGGAGGUGACAAGUCUGAUGAGAAAUCUGUCCGUAGACGUCAGAAGGCUGAAGUUGACAGUGGUUCUGAUACCACUGACAUGCUUUUAAAACGAGAAAGCAGUGCCUUCUCUUCAACAGGAAAGGGUCAGGCCAUGAAGCCAAAAUCAGCCAGCCGGGCGGUGUUGUUUCCUGAGACUGAGUCAGGAUGGUUAGAUUCUAUUCCAAUGGGUCUGGGAGAAUCUAUAAUAACUGAUGUGCUUUCUGGGGUGCGUAAAUCGUUAAGUGCGUCAAGCCUCAAAGAUCAGGAAAAGAGUGACUCAGCCACGGUCUGGCCAACUGGAAGAUGGAAUUUGAAAUCAGACUUGCAAGCUCUUUCAAGUGCAGCCAUUGCCAAUCCUAUUUUCAAUGGCUUACCUAUCCCAAUAUCUGGACGCAGGAACAAAGCAGCCCGUGAUUAGGACAACUCGAAUCCAUUCUUGUAUGCAAUCUACUUUUUGACAUCACAAACGUUAAUAGCUUACAGAUUAAAUGUUCUGGGCGAGUAAGCCUGAGCAGAAAGGAAAGAGAAAAGCAAAGUAUACAGUUAGGAUAUUUAUUUCAGGCGCAGAAGAACAAGGUGCCAAUGACCACCCAGAAAGUGAUGCUGCAGAGGCUGCUGCUGGGGCAAAUGUGCUUGGCAAAUAAAGGACUCUUAGUUCAAGUGUACAAUUGUAUAAUGGUAGCUCCAACUUGGGUUAGGAGUUCACUUACUGGUUGAAGAGUUUCACAUUGUCUAGUUCUUGUCUCACUGCGGCAUUCUUGUUGAAUUGUUCCCUAUGUAUUAUGAUUUUAUUUCUUUAAGAGACCCAUUUUAUCAGCAUUGCACGUUAUGAUGAUUGGGCCGUAACAUUCUGAUAUAUACACACACAUACACAAAGACCCUGUUUCAUGGGCAUUAAUUUAUGUUAGAAUAUGUGCCAUUGUAUUA